This is a messenger RNA of Diatraea saccharalis (sugarcane borer), 1700 nucleotides long. NCBI's taxonomy places the organism in Eukaryota, Metazoa, Arthropoda, Insecta, Lepidoptera, Crambidae. The record is from the annotation of a GenBank genome assembly.
AGUGUCAUGUCAGGCAUUCAUGAUUUUAAUCGGGUUUUGUAAACGUACAGAAAAAAAUACUAACCAUUAUCUGAUAUGUACAAAUUAGAAUAACUAUUGUUAAAGAUUGCUUUGCAUUUUGGUUACGUUUAUUAAAAUUAAUUACGAUGGCUUACACUGAAAAAGUCUCACUCAGUGGUACAGCACUCUCAUUUCUGUUGUACGAGUGCGUUAACUCUGUAAAUAGCCAGGAAGGAUUUCUUAUUGGAGAUAUUACUACUGAAAUCACCAAUCACAUAUCAGAUUCCCAUAGUGAGAAUGCACGACUGGACACGCAGAUUGUAAUACGGACAGUUUUGCCAUUACCUUCUGUAUCAUUAUUUUAUUUUCCAACCGGCAGAAUUAAAGAGGAUGUUCUGUCAGAGCUGUUAUCAAGUUGUGCAAAUGAAGUUGUUGGUUGGUACAAAUAUAGAAGAAAUACUACCAUAAAACCUACUUUCAGAGAUAAAUUAAUAACCAAAGGUCUACAGAAAUACUUUGAAAAGUAUCAUGGAAAAAAGAAUUUUGUUACAUGUAAUUUAUCAAAUAAAACAUCCUCAGCUGGUUCCACUCAUACUUUCACUUACAGGUUUGGUAAAAUAAAUUGUUUUGAUAUUUAUGAAUAUAUUGAGGAUGUAACUGCUAACUUAGGGGAGAAAUUGACUGGAUAUAAAAAACCAAACAGAUUAUCUCCUCAUAGUGAAUUCAAUAAAAUAGUUAAGGAAACUAAUGUGCAAAGUAAUAACAAAAGUGAUGCUAUCUUAUGUAUCCAAGAAGCUGUAGAUGUAAGACUUAUGAAAGAAGCUAAAAUUGCUGCAAAAAAUGAAUGUACCAUUAGAGAAUUAGAAGCAGAAAUCAAACAAAUGAGUACUAUACUAUCUGAUAAACAGUCUGUAGAACUUCAAGUGACUUAUAACAAAAUGCUUGAGGAGAAAUUUGUGACAAGAGAUGUUGAAAUGGCAGACGCAUGUGUUAAAGCCCUAAAAACUCUAGAUACGGAUGCUGUAAAUAUUCCAAACAUUCUCAUAAACAGUAAUCAUCUUGGAGACAGUGAUAAUUCUACUCAGUUGAAAGAAAAUGAUUCAAAGGACAGAAGUCCUAGUCCUAUAUUGACAAGAAAGAGUCCAAUUAAACCUGUAUUAAAUUAUGCAGCUGCAUUGAAAAAUAAUACUGAUGUUGCUUCAACAAGUAAAUCAAUCCCUUACAGUGAAGACCUGAUAUCUUUUGAUGUAGAAGAUAAAAAUGUACAGAAGCCUAUAACUGUAAAUGAUGAUGUUAAAUAUGUAGGUGAUAGUUCACCUGAAUACUGACAAGUGCCUUAUCUGAUAAUUUUAUUAAAUAAGUUACCAUUUUAAGUAAACUCUACUGUUAUUAUUACCAGUUUGUUACUAACAACUACUUUCUACCAAAACUAUAUUACUUUCCUUUGAAUCUGUAAAAAUUAAGGCGGAAACAAAUUAACUGUCUGUCGGUAAUAAAAAGGAGGAGGAGUAAUCAAGUUCUUUACUUACCCAAAGUGCAUUAAACGGAUACCUAUCAAAAGAGUAAAUAUAUACAGAAGAAAUAUUAAAGAAGAGUAAUGAAUGUUAGCCACUGUCAAAUAAUUUGUUUCCGCUUCACAAACAGACACCAUAAAAGUUGCUUCGGUACCACUAAGAUACUUUAAUACAUGUAUUAUAAUG